GUACAGCCCUGGCUGGGAGGGGGGAGGUCCCCAAAGGCUGAUGCCACCCACAGAUGUGGGUCCCCAGCUUCUGCCCCACCAGGACAGGCUUGGGGGGGGGGGGGGACUGGAGCCAUGCCCAGGGCUGACCCCCAUCACAUCCCCUGUCCCUUCCUCAGACCUGUUUCCCAUGGUGGAGCCGAUCCUGCCCAGCCUGCAGGAGGAUGGCAUCGUGGUGUGGGUGCUGGGUGCGGGGCCGUACCCCGCUGGUGUGGUGGCCCUGCAGGAGCUGCUGGAUGAGGCCUCGGAGGAGCUGGAGCCCGAGGACGUGUGGCAGCCCGAGGACAUGAACGACACCUGCCUCUACAUCUUCACCUCGGGCACCACCGGUCUCCCCAAGGCCGCCCGCAUCUCCCACCUCAAGUCCAUCAUGUGCCUGAGCUUCUACGAGCUGGUGGGCGCCUCCAGCCGCGACGUGGUGUACCUGGCGCUGCCGCUCUACCACAUGGCCGGCUCGCUGCUGGGCAUCGUUGGCUGCAUCGGCAUCGGGGCCACGUGUGUGCUGAAGGAGAAGUUCUCGGCCAGCCAGUUCUGGGAUGAUUGCCGCGCCGAGGGCGUCACCGUCUUCCAGUACAUCGGGGAGCUCUGCCGCUACCUGGUCAACCAACCCCAGCGCCCUGGGGAGCGGCAGCACGGGCUGAGGCUGGCGGUGGGCAGCGGGCUGCGCCCCGACGUCUGGCGGCGCUUCCUGGAGCGCUUCGGGGCCAUCCGCAUCGUGGAGACCUACGGGCUGACCGAGGGCAACGUCACCCUCUUCAACUACACCGGCACGCCGGGCGCCGUGGGGCGCAGCAGCUUCAUCUACAAGCUCUUCUCACCCUUUGAGAUCGUGCGCUACGACGUGGCCGAGGGAGCCCCGGUGCGGGACGCGGCCGGGCGCUGCAUCCGCGUGGGGACGGGUGAGACGGGGCUGCUGAUCGCCCCGGUGACCCCCCGGACCCCCUUCCUGGGCUACGCCGGCAGCCAGGAGCUGUCGGAGCAGAAGCUGCUGCACGGGGUCUUCGCCGAGGGCGACACCUACUUCAGCACCGGCGACCUGGUGGAGCAGGAUGCGGCCCAGUUCGUCCGCUUCCGCGACCGCAUCGGCGACACGUACAGGUGGUGCUGAGCACGCGGCCCCCACCCCACCUCUGCCCCAUGGGGACCGUGCAA
Oxyura jamaicensis (ruddy duck) is the source of this 1191-nucleotide messenger RNA. Its product is annotated as solute carrier family 27 member 3-like. Gene Ontology annotation, cellular component: endoplasmic reticulum. The transcript is spliced from 6 exons. Bases 41 to 1147 code for a protein of 368 amino acids. The record is from RefSeq and is a predicted model, not a curated record. NCBI's taxonomy places the organism in Eukaryota, Metazoa, Chordata, Aves, Anseriformes, Anatidae. Gene Ontology annotation, molecular function: long-chain fatty acid transmembrane transporter activity; long-chain fatty acid-CoA ligase activity.